AAUAAAACCGCCAAAUUAAAAUAAUCAUCAUGCACAUAGAAACAGGACAACCUUCUUUAUUAAUCAUCACUAGCGGCUGACCCCCCUUCAUUUUUUUUUUCCUCACAAGUUUUUUUCCAGGGAAGUAGAAGGAUUUCUAACUAUCCUUUUGAGAUUUAAGCUUGUUAGUUAGGGAAUGGAGAGGCAGAUUGUGACGGAUUCGAGUUCAUCGAAUGUUGGAGAUGGGAGUGAGGUGGUUAGGGAAUUGAUGGAAGUGAUAGAGACUGUUGGAUCCUAUGCUGAAUUCAGGAAGACCCAAAGGAAGGAGUGCUUGAAUCUGGUGAGGAGAUUGAAGCUUUUGGUGCCACUUUUGGAGGAGAUUAGGGGGCUUGAUGAAUCGGUUUCGGGUUUCGCUUUGGAUUCUCUGGGUAACUUGAGGAAAGCACUGCUGGGAGCGAAGAAGUUGUUGAAGAAUUGUAACUAUGGGAGCAAGAUAUAUUUGGCAAUGGAAAGCGAGGCGGUGAUGUGUAGGUUUCAUGCUGUAUAUGACAAAUUAAAUCAGGCUCUUGAUGACUUGCCUUACGAUGAGCUCGGAGUUCCAAUUGAAGUGAAGGAGCAAGUUGAGCUAAUGCGAAUGCAACUGAAAAGGGCAAAGAGGCGGACAGAUACACAAGAUAUGGAAUUAGCAAUGGAUAUGAUGGUUGUGUUCUCUAAAAAGGAUGACAGGAAUGCAGACAGUGCUAUUCUAGAAAGACUGGCCAACAAGCUAGAAUUACAUACCAUUGCAGACUUGAAAGCCGAGACGGUUGCUCUCAGAAAACUAAAAAAACAGAGAGGUGGACAGAAUGAAUCCAUACAGCAAAUUACAGAUCUUCUGGGAAAAUUCAAACAAAUUGCAGGGAUCGAUGAAAGUGUUUCACUAGAUGGUCCGAUUUCAACAAGAACUCUCCAGAGGUGUCAAUCUUCGAUGGUACCCAAUGAAUUUCUCUGCCCAAUUACAUUAGAGAUCAUGACAGAUCCUGUUAUUGUGGCAACUGGACAGACUUACGAAAGGGAAAGCAUUAGGAAGUGGUUAAAUUCCAACCAUCGAACCUGUCCGAAGACCGGACAAACUUUAGAUCACUUGUCUCUAGCACCAAAUUUUGCACUCCGCAACCUUAUUCGGCAAUGGUGCGAGAAGAAUAACGUUGAACUGCCUAAGAAGGAUAGAUAUGCAUCAUCUGAUAACUACUCUGCUGAACUCAUGGAAGAAAUCUCUUCAUUGGUUCAAGAUCUAUCUUCUAGUCAGCCGGAUGUGAGAAGAGAUGCCAUCGUGAAGAUCCGCAUGCUGUCGAAGGAGAAUCCAGAAAACAGGAUUUUCAUUGCCAACAAUGGAGGAAUCCCUUGUUUAGUUCAGCUAUUGCCCUAUCCAGACUCCAAGAUUCAAGAACACACUGUCACUGCCCUCUUGAACUUGUCCAUCGAUGAGACAAACAAAAGGCUUAUAGCCCGAGAAGGAGCUAUUCCAGCCAUCAUCGAGAUCCUGCAAAAUGGAACUGAUGAAGCUAGAGAGAACUCUGCUGCAGCCUUGUUUAGCUUAUCAAUGCUUGACGAGAACAAAGUUCUAGUGGGAACCUUCAAUGGAAUCCCACCAUUAGUAGAUCUUCUGCAAAACGGGACUGUCAGAGGUAAAAAGGAUGCAGCCACCGCACUCUUUAACUUGUCCUUAAACCAAGCCAACAAGUCUAGAGCCAUCAAGGCAGGUAUAAUACCACCAUUACUUCAUUUACUCGAGGAUAAAAAUCUGGGCAUGAUCGAUGAAGCACUCUCAAUCUUGUUACUCCUUGUAUCUCAUCCUGAGGGCCGAAACGAAAUCGGUCGGUUGUCUUUCAUCAAAACCCUGGUUGAAAUCAUAAGAAGUGGAACUCCCAAGAACAAGGAAUGUGCCGUGUCGGUUCUCCUAGAGUUGGGGUUAAACAAUUCAUCUCUUACCUUGGCUGCGCUUCAGUUCGGUGUGUAUGAACCCCUGAGAGAGAUCACCAUAACCGGAACAAACAGAGCCCAAAGAAAAGCUAAUUCCUUGUUGCAGCACAUGAGUAAGUGUGAACACAUACCCUGAACUUGUUCCCCAAAAAAAAUGGUUCCCAGUUCUCUGCAAGCGGUGCCUACUAAUGUUUUUGGCUGUGUAAAUCAAAAUUCGUUGUAGCAUAUUUCUUUUUGCUUUUCAGUAUGUCAUUGUAUCAUUUUGUGGCUUCACAACAUAUUAGAGAUUGUGAAUUUUGUGCCAGUACAUACUUUUGAAUCUAUGUAUCCGAGUAAUCGGAUUUGUUUU
Molecule: messenger RNA, 2290 nt
Organism: Theobroma cacao (cacao)
Lineage: Eukaryota; Viridiplantae; Streptophyta; Magnoliopsida; Malvales; Malvaceae
Product: U-box domain-containing protein 15-like
Biological process (GO): cell surface receptor signaling pathway; protein ubiquitination
Molecular function (GO): ubiquitin-protein transferase activity; protein binding
Source: RefSeq, a predicted model, not a curated record